UGGGCGUUCUGAUCGCGGCGAAGAGAUGUCGGACCCUCUGCCGGUGUGGUUCGCGGUGCAGGCGGAGCUGCUGGGCCACGAGGAGGAGCUGGACUCGCAGUCUCGGAGCUGUUUCGACUGUUACGACGACGCCACUUUGUUCGAGUUGUUCCACCUCACGCGCGCUUGCGUGGAGUUCGUGGCCGACAUCGUGCGCGGCCGCAUGAAGAAAUUCCUGCUCACCUCGUUGUCCUUGGACGCGAUGAUCAUGACGACGCUCAACUUUUACGCGCGCGGCUCCCAUUCCGCCGCCCUGAAGAAGCGCUUCGACCUCAAGACGGACUGCGACGACGUCGUGUUCACCGUGUCCGAGGUGGUGGCCGCCAUGUCCGAUCAGUUCAUCUCCUUCCCGCAGACGCGCAAAGCCAAAAUCGACAUGGCCCACAUGGUGGAGGACUUCUGCGGCAUCCCGGACGUGCUGGGCUUGCUGGCCCCGGCUCACUUCAAGAUCACCCAAGGACCGCUCGACUUGCACUUCAACUCGCUGGGCUACGCGUCCGUGGUGUGCCAGAUGAUUUGCGACCUGGACGGAAACAUCCUGAGCGUGGAGCAGUGUUGCGCCGGCGGCACGCGCGAGCAAGAUUUGUGGGGCACGUCCAUUAGAGGACGAGAGAUCGAGGAAGAACUCUAUGGACAAUACUGGGUCAUAGGAGGGGACGGCUACGACUUAAGCAAACGCGUCCUGACCCCCGUGCCUGAACCUCAAGACGAGGCGCAGAGGAACUUCAACGCGGCCCACGCCAAGAUCCACGCCGCGGCCCAGAGCACGCUGCGCUCCCUGAAAUGGCGUUUCAGGUGCUUGACGCAACUUGGCUUCGAGCAGCACAAGUUGACCAACAUCAUCAAGGCUUGCUGCGUCUUGCACAACAUAGCCAAGAAGUUCUCGGUCCCCCUGCCAUUGGGAGAGGACCAAUUUGAGGACCCCCAGCCGAGGAACCCGCGCAGUGAUUCGGCCGGGAUUUGCCCAGAUGUCCUGAGAGCUCGACAGGAACUCAUCGAUUAUCACUUCUCCGUGAUAGCUUGUCAAGAGGAACUAGAAUGACGACGCCGCAUUUAAAGAAAAAAUUUUUUUGCCCCCCCCAAUGCGGGAAGUAGGACAUUCCAAUAUUCUUGUGACGCCAGAAGGAUUUCUGGCGCAUCUUACGCCAGGCAAUUCAUUAGGUCCACCAAGAUCCAGUACCGGAAUCGAUUUAUUUUCUCUUUGUAAAAAUGAAUUUCUUGUCUUGGAUCUCAGCUUGAGGUGAGACAGUUUAAUGCUGAUAUAUCUUCUCCCCAAGUGGAAAAAUGUUUCCAAAGCUCAUGUCAUUGUCAAUAGAAGAUUUGGAAACGUUCUUUGGUGUGUCAUUUCACAACCAAGUGCCAUCCUGUUUCAGAUUGCCGUUUUGUGAAACUCUCGCAGCGCCGUCGCGUUGGCAUAAAUGACAUCCAGGUUCUGGGAAAUGUUUUCAUCGCUCUCCCCUCGAGACUGCAGACAGUCCAUGAUGCACCGGUGCAGGAAAACAUACUGGGACUGCAAAGAGAGGAGACUGAGAAUCCA
Messenger RNA from Hippocampus comes (tiger tail seahorse), 1576 nucleotides. RefSeq names its product putative nuclease HARBI1. The transcript has 2 exons. Lineage: Eukaryota; Metazoa; Chordata; Actinopteri; Syngnathiformes; Syngnathidae. The coding region runs from base 26 to 1081 and encodes 351 amino acids. The record is from RefSeq and is a predicted model, not a curated record.